Syzygium oleosum is the source of this 3556-nucleotide messenger RNA. RefSeq names its product receptor-like protein kinase 5. Gene Ontology annotation, biological process: protein phosphorylation. The record is from RefSeq and is a predicted model, not a curated record. The transcript has 2 exons. Bases 219 to 3293 code for a protein of 1024 amino acids. NCBI's taxonomy places the organism in Eukaryota, Viridiplantae, Streptophyta, Magnoliopsida, Myrtales, Myrtaceae. Gene Ontology annotation, molecular function: protein kinase activity; protein binding; ATP binding.
AAAAUGGAAAAGAACAAGAAGGAACAAAUUCGUUCCACACCCAUCAUCUUAGGACCCGCCAAAUUCUAGCACUUUGAAACGAGGUUAAAAACCUUGGGGCUCUGCCGAGCAAUAAACAAAGCAAACUGUCACGUUUUGCUUCAUGUCGAGCUGAUAAAUCUCUAGCUCGAACACCGGAGAGUGUCUAACCAGAAAAAGACUCUGAACGACCUUCAAUUAUGCCGAGACUAACCUCAUCACCUCCUCGUAUUCAAUUCUUCUUCUUCUGCAUCCCCUGUCUCGUCUUCCUCUGCUCCCUCUUCCAUGUUGCCGAGUCUCAAAUCCAAGACCAAGAGCAGCAAGUCCUGUUGAAGCUCAGGCAAUCCUGGCAAGACCCAUCUUCCCUCGCCCACUGGGUCGCCUCCAAUUCAUCCUCCCACUGCGCAUGGCCUGAGAUCACCUGCCAAGACGGCUCGAUCACCGAGCUCAACCUCUUCAACCUGAGCAUAAGUUAUGCGAUCCCCCCAUUCAUCUGCGACCUCGAGAACCUGACCAAGCUCGACGUCUCCUGCAACAACAUUCCUGGAGAGUUUCCCACGGCUCUCUACAACUGUUCCAAGCUCGUGUACCUCGACCUGUCCCAGAAUUACUUCGAAGGUCCUAUUCCAUCUGAUAUCGACCACAUGGCUAAUCUUCAGGUCCUGAUUCUCGCCGCCAACAGCUUCUCAUUCAACGUCCCAGCGUCGAUCGCGAGCCUGCGGAGGCUGAGGAUCCUUCACCUUUACCAGUCCGAGUACAAUGGCACUUACCCUAAAGAGAUUUUUGGCCUCUCUGAUCUCGAAGAACUGAGGCUCGAGUACAACGACAAGUUUGUGCCGUCGCAGCUACCGCAGAACUUCACCAACCUGAAGAAGCUGCGGUUCUUCUCGACGGCGCAGACAAACCUGUUUGGUGGAAUCCCUGAGACGUUUGGGAAUAUGGAGGCUCUCGAGCACUUGGAUUUGGGGAUGAAUCUACUGACAGGAGAGAUCCCGGGCAGCAUUUUCGCUCUGAGGAACUUGAGCAAGUUGUACGUGUACAACACUAAUGUGUCCGGGUCGAUCCCUCAGGUAGUGAGCUCCAUGAACCUGAGCGUGAUCGAUCUGUCUGCUAAUAAUUUGACGGGGAACAUACCUGAAGAUUUUGGGAAGCUCGAGAAUCUAUCCAGCUUGAAUUUAGAGUUCAAUCAAUUGUCCGGUGAAAUCCCGGAAGGUAUCAGUCAUCUUCCCGCUUUGUCUGAUGUCAGGCUGUCCAACAACAAUUUAUCAGGCACGAUCCCCCCAGAUUUUGGCAAGUUUUCCGCACUCAGAAGAUUCGAAGUGGCCUUCAACAACUUGACUGGCACAUUGCCGGAACAACUGUGCCAUGGCGGCAUGCUGUACGGGUUGGCGACACUGGACAACAAUCUCAGCGGGGAGUUGCCAGAGUCACUAGGAAAUUGCAGUACUUUGUCCAUCGUGAGAUUGAACAACAACGGAUUCACUGGCAAUGUGCCUGGUGGACUCUGGACGUCGCCGAACUUGACGACUUUGAUCUUGAAUAAUAAUGGAUUAACCGGUGAGCUUCCCGAGAAGCUGUCCCCAAACCUCGGUCGGAUCGAGAUGAGCAACAACAGAUUCUCUGGCAAGAUUUCGAGCACUGUGUCUUCGUGGAGGAACUUGGUUAUGUUUGAUGCCAGUCAUAACCUCCUCAGUGGCACCGUUCCGACUGAAUUAACCGAGCUUCCUUCUCUGACGUCGCUUUUGCUAGGUCAGAACGAGCUCUCCGGGAAUCUUCCCACAGCUAUUGUUUCGUGGAACUCCUUGAACACUCUGAAUCUAAGUCACAAUCAAUUGUCGGGACCGAUUCCUAGCAAAAUCGGUCUUCUACCAGUACUCACGCAGUUGGACCUGUCUGAAAACCAACUGUCCGGCUUGAUUCCUCCUGAAAUCGGCCAGCUGAAGCUGACCCUUCUCAAUUUAUCCUCCAAUCGCCUCAGUGGACAAAUCCCAGACGAGUUAGAGAACCCCGCGUAUGACGCCAGUUUCCUGGGCAACCCGGGCCUCUGUGCAUCCAAUUCGUUCAUGAGGCUCAAUGUCUGCAAUUCCCAAUCCCCUAGAUCGAGCAAAGGCUUGCCGACCAAUCUCGCCUUGAUUGUGAUCUUGGCCAUCACAGCGGCGAUGUUCAUUUUGUUGGCGGUGGUAUUCACAAUCAGAGGUUCCAGAAAGAAGAGAGACAGAUCUGAUUCAACUCCGAAAUUGACCCCAUUCCAAAGUUUGAAUUUUACAGAAUCGAAUGUUCUGUCGGGAUUGAAGGAGCAUAAUGUGAUCGGAAGUGGCGGAUCAGGGAAAGUAUACAGAAUUAUCGUGAAUCGUUCAGGUGAGACCGUCGCAGUAAAAAGGAUUUCAAAUAACCGAAAAUUGGACGAGAAGCUGGAGAAGCAAUUCUUAGCAGAAGUGGAGAUACUUGGCAACAUAAGGCAUCUGAACAUUAUCAAAUUGCUGUGCUGUAUUUCUUGUGAGAACUCGAAACUCAUAGUGUACGAGUACAUGGAAAAUCACAGCUUGGACCAUUGGCUUCACAAGACCAAAAGAUCGUCACCCGUCUCAGGUGUAGCCAACAAUAUGUUCUUGGUUUGGCCCAAAAGGUUACAGAUUGCGCUAGGAGCCGCUCAAGGACUUUGCUAUAUGCACAAUGAUUGUUCACCACCCAUCAUCCACCGAGACGUGAAAUCGAGCAACAUUCUCUUAGACUCGAAGUUCAAUGCAAAAAUUGCUGACUUUGGCCUUGCAAGGAUGUUGGCCAAGCACGGAGAAGCCGUUACGAUGACUACUGUUGCCGGUUCCUUCGGCUAUCUUGCACCAGAGUAUGCUCAUACAGCAAGAGUUAAUGGGAAGAUCGAUGUUUAUAGUUUUGGAGUCGUUCUCUUGGAACUGACCACCGGGAGGGAGGCUAACGAUGGGACCAAAGACAUGUGCCUCGCUGAUUGGGCACGGCGUCACGUCCAAGAUGGCAAGCCGAUAUCUGAUGCGAUAGAUGAGGAGAUCAAGGACAACUCGUACCUAGAUGAAAUUAGCAAUGUCUUUAAGCUCGGGAUCUUUUGCACUGCUACUCUGCCUUCCACAAGGCCCACAAUGAAGGAGGUACUGCAAUUGCUGCUCAAAUGCAGUGAUCAGCUUUACAAUGUCGAGAAGAAAUCCCGACACGAGUUCGAUGUCAUUCCCCUCCUCGGAAAUUCCAAGUACAAGGAAAUGCCACGCAGCGAUUAUCAUGUUCUCGAGUGCAACACUUACUGACUUUUAGCACCAGAACAGUUGCAGAAGCCGGGUGAAGGGAUUUGGACUGCCAAUUUCUGUGAAACUUCCUCAACUUAUUCUAAAUAAAGAUAAGCAUCAAACGUUUUGUCUAACUGUGUAUUAGUUUCUGAAUGUGUACGAUAGAAUAUACAGAAUACAAGAGAGAUGGAUAUGUAAAUUUGAGCUAGAUAGAUAGAGAACAAGGUUGUGCACUUUGUGAGCAAACCUAUAUUUAGGCAAUAAAAGAUCGAAGAUGAAGAGCA